This is a messenger RNA of Geodia barretti, 2043 nucleotides long. Lineage: Eukaryota; Metazoa; Porifera; Demospongiae; Tetractinellida; Geodiidae. The record is from the annotation of a GenBank genome assembly.
GGGGAAGAUGGACCGUUUCCUCCGCUGGAGGUGGUCGCUGUACAUCUCCCUGUUCCUCGGCUGGUGCUGCUACUACCUCUGUCGGAAGUCGUUCCCCUCCUCCACGCCCAACCUGAUAGCCGAGGCCGGACUCACCAAGGACGACCUCGGCGUCAUCAGCAGCAGCUUCGCCGUCUCCUACGGCUUCAGCAAGUUCUUCAACGCCCUUCUCUCCGAUCACGUGAGCCCCAGGAAGAUGUUCUCCGUGGGGCUGGUCCUCAGCGGGAUCGGCUGCCUGCUCUUCCCGGGAUCCGUCUCCAGCAUUCCAAUUAGCGCCGCCCUCUGGUUCGCCGAGGGAAUGAUCCAGGGUCUAGGCUGGGCGCCGUGUGCCAAGCUCCUGAAGGUAUGGUACCCGCCUUCACAGAUGGGGAUGUGGUGGAGUAUCCUGUCCAGUGCUGGGAAUGUGGCUGCUGGUACCUCCCCUCUCCUAUUCACUUACCUCUCUUCCGUCUUCAGUUGGAGGGUGGGUUUCUACAUCAUUGGUACAAUCACGGUGACCCUGGGACUGGUAGUAGUACUUACCAUCAAAGACUCUCCCUCAGAACUGGGAGUCGAACUAACGUUUGAGAAUUCAGAGUCUGAGGACUCUAACAAACACAAACAUGAGACUUCACCAAUGUUGAGGUGGUACAGUGUGAUGUUGUACAAGGAUCUGUGGGUAGUGAGUGUGGGUUAUGCAGUGCUGUCUGCAGUAAAGACGUCAGUUGCAGACUGGAGUCUGCUCUACUUCAUGCAGGUGGCCGGGAAGCCUCAGGCUGUUGCCGCUGCGUGUAUUGGGACCAUGCAAUUUGGGGCCAUUGUCGGCCUCCUCUGCACUGGCUAUGUUUCUGAUCGUGUCAUGACCCAGAGGACCAUGGCUACCAAGUGUCCGCGGGCCCCAGUGUUACUGGCCAUCUCUCUGCUCAUGACCUUGUGUCUGGGUCUAUUUGCCACCACUGUCGACCAACACUCAUCAGAGUUGUGGCUGAGUGUCCUGAUGUUCAGUCUGGGUUUCCUGACAGAUGGAGGGGUCUCAAUGAUAGGACUCAUCUCCAUGGAGGUGGUCCCCACUCAGAUCUCUGGCAGUGCCCACGGACUAGCCUGCGCCCUCGCUCAAGGUCUAUGUCCCUCGUGGAAUAGCUGUAUAUACCUCUCCAUUUGGGCCUUCCAUUUAGGUGACAACCCACUCUAUAAGUAGGAACUGUUGUUAACCCUCGGCGCGCAUGCGCAGCGAGUAGUUGGUCUGUGUGUCCACGACUAGUCUGAAAAGUAAAAUGGCGUUUUCCUGAAACGACUGCAUUCGAGAGAUAUGCCGUGAAAACAAGCGAAAAGCCAAUAUGCAUAAUCGCACUGGGCUUACCGCGACCUGAUCCGCCCGCUCGGUGUACCUUGGUGGCUCAGGAUAUCACAACGAAUGUAUCGACUCCCGCAUGCUAUCUACUAGCCAGUGUCAGACUCUCCGUGAGGUAUAUACUAGCGGGAGACCAAGUACAAAUAGCCAAACCCAUCAAUUAGCAGCAUCGCGCAUGCACAGUUCGCCGAGGGUUUGCACUUUAAUACUUUUCGUUAGUAGUUUGUUGGUGGGCAGGAGUAAAAUUUAGUUCAAAUUUUUGUUGGCUGCAAGCAAUUUGGACAGGCCUCCCUUUGAAUCCUUAUUUCGUAUCUGCUGUUUGUAUAUACAACCUGGCAGCUAUGUUCAACCUUUAAAUGUUGUUGUUGUUGUUGUUAUGCAGUGGGAGGAUUCUCGGCAGGCUGGCCAUUUGCCCACGUAGUGGAGAUCUUCAGUUGGAACACUGCUCUCCACUCACUCACUGUCAUAUCUGGAGGACUGGUGGGAGUGGCCAUCUACCUCCUCUUACUAAUGCUAUCAGGACUAACGCCUGCCAAGACUGACUAGUGGACUCUUGGAGACGAUCAGCCUUUUAUGCUCACUUUUUGUACAGACCUAGGGAGCCUUUUUCAGUUUGUGAUCACUUACACUUACAUUACUAUAUAAUACAUGAGAAGUAUGUAUCAGAACCCUCA